Messenger RNA from Neocloeon triangulifer, 1725 nucleotides. RefSeq names its product G-protein coupled receptor Mth2-like. NCBI's taxonomy places the organism in Eukaryota, Metazoa, Arthropoda, Insecta, Ephemeroptera, Baetidae. The transcript is spliced from 5 exons. The record is from RefSeq and is a predicted model, not a curated record. Bases 109 to 999 code for a protein of 296 amino acids.
AAAACGGGAAAUUUUCAAACCUCAAAACCACACUUUUGCUGGAGAGAAGCAUUAAUUUAUUUUUUAGUAAAUUGGCAGAAGUUGUUCAACAAGUUUGGUCGAAUUAACAUGGAGAACGCGAGCAUUCAAACCGAUGAUGAGGACCCGAUGGUCGCGGAAAUCCAAAGAUCCGCGGCCACCAUCCUCUACAUUCCGAUGGCGUUUAUGAUCUUCUCGGCGAUCAUGCUGCUGAUUGUGAUCGUAAAUAUUCUGAAAUCUGCCGAGAAACGCAGCACCAUGGUCGGGAAAAUCGUCGCCUGCCAGUCCAUCGCUCUGUUCGUCGGCUACCUUUUGAUCGCAGUUAUUUUGGCAUGUUUGGUCGUGCUAAUUUACAAACCGUCCGAGGCAAUACUUGCUCUCGGCCUGAUUGCUUAUUUUCUGAUUCCUCUUAUGGGCGCUGUUUAUCUGAGUUCCCAUUUUUGGUUGAACGUGCAGUGCUUUGAUGUUUUCUACAACUUUCGGAAUAUCGAGAACAUGUUGAGUGUUGUGAAUAAGGACAAAGAAUCGCACAAAUGCAGAUUUGCAUUGUACUGUUUGUACGCGAUCUUGUUGCCCAUCAUCAUAGCAGUGGCGGCGUUCAUUGUUACAAUGUUAGAGCAAACUGGCACCAACAAAAAAUUAACAUGGGCACCAAUUAUAUUCGGAGCUCCUGUGUUGAUCUUCACUGUGGCCAACUUGAUAUUCGUCGGCAUCACCAGGAGAAACGUUUCCAAAAUGAGACGAGAAAUGAGAAGUUUUGACAGCAAUACCAGCCGAGCAGGAGCGAUUUCAUCAACUUGGCUGACUAUCAAAAUGCUUCUGACCACUCUCGGCAUCACGUGGAUAUUUGAAGCGAUUUUGAUACUCGGCGUUUUCCUUGAAUUUCCACCCAACUUCAUGUUCCUCAUCGUCAUAAUUUGUCUCCUCCGUGGCGUUACCACGUCAGUGAUUUACUUGUGCUUUAAUUUCCAAAGGAAAUAAAGUCCUUUUGUGUACAUUAAAAAUAAUAAUAAGCUCAUUGUUCAAAAAUUACCGAUAUUUUCAGAUAUUUUUUUUUUUUAAUUUUCCAGAUUUUUUUCUGUGGUGAUGUUUUCUUAUGUUGCGAAGUAACAAUUUCUGGAUUUUUUUUAUUUAUAUUUAAAUUUUGCUCAUAAUUUAAGUUUAAAUAUAUAUUUUUACUACAAGCUGCAUUUCUUUUCCACAAAAAGAGAGAGAAAAGAGCAUUGGAAACAGAUUUAAAAAUACUUCCUGUCAAAACGCGACCUCAAAACCACUUUUUUCUGGCUGUGGAAAAGCACAAUUAUAUUUUAACGUGAGGCACAAGUUCUUCUACGCUAGUAUAUUGGGUCGAACCAAACAAGAAUGGAUGAAUCUGAUUACCCAAUAAUCGCGGAAAUCCAAAGAUCCGCGGCCACCAUGCUCUACAUUCCGAUGGCGUUUAUGAUCUUCUCGGCGAUCAUGCUGCUGAUUGUGAUCGUAAAUAUUCUGAAAUCCGCGGAGAAACGCAGCACCAUGGUCGGGAAAAUCGUCGCCUGCCAAUCCAUCGCCCUCUUCAUCGGCUACCUUUUGAUCGCAAUUCUAUUGGGAUUCUUGGUCAUGUUCAUUUACAUAUCGCUCAAAGGAAUAAUUGUACUCGUCAUAAUUGCUUAUUUUCUGAUUCCUCUCAUAGGCGAGUUUCGUGACAGUGAAAUUUCUAAUAACUUUUGU